This is a messenger RNA of Octopus sinensis (East Asian common octopus), 1569 nucleotides long. RefSeq names its product zinc finger protein 724-like. The transcript has 2 exons. Bases 601 to 1437 code for a protein of 278 amino acids. The record is from RefSeq and is a predicted model, not a curated record. NCBI's taxonomy places the organism in Eukaryota, Metazoa, Mollusca, Cephalopoda, Octopoda, Octopodidae.
AAGCGACUUAGGCCCCCCCCCCAACACCUCCGCCGAUAUUGCUGGCGUUGUGCCAAAAUUUGAAACCAAUAUUUCAUACGCAUGCGCACUAAACGUACGUACGCCCCCAUUCAUUACGUUACGACAAACAUUUGAAGUCUGGUGCCAGAAUUUCUCUCAAUUCACUCCUAAACACAUUUGUAAUAGAUUUCUCAACCACCUGACGCACUUCCAACAACAACACCAUCCUUUAUAAAGACAUUUCCAAUAUCAGAUGACAUUGGCAUAACUGAAGAUACAUUCUCAUUAUUUAUCAUCUUUUAAAGACCAAAAUGAAAAUAUUGUACAGAACAGAUAUAUAAGAUUGUUUCUAUAAAUCUGUGGUGGAAUUCCUCUGAUAUAUUUACUCUGAAUUGUGUUAUUAGCAAACCUUCUGGACAUCACUGGCUGGAGUGUCUACAAGAUGUGUCUGUUUGCAGAUUGAACGUGGAUAAAUUUAGUUGUUUUGUGACAAAGGUAACAGUGGCCAGAAAUACAACAGUUGAAAUAUUUGUAAACAAAAGACUACAGAAGCAAAAAGAAUAAAAAAAGAAGGUAUAUUGUGAAGUUGAAGGAAAAAUAAUGGAAAAGAGUGAGAAAGUGAAGGAACAGAUUUUACCAGAAGAUAGCAAAAAAGAGAGACAAAAAUUGUCACAUGACUGUGAUGUGUGUAAAAAGUCUUUCUCAAGUAAAGGUAACUUAAAUAAGCACAAACGUAUUCAUACAGGAGAGAAGCCAUUUCACUGUGAAAUCUGUGGUAAAUCAUUCUCUGACCGAAAUCAUUUAAAUUCUCACAUACGUGUUCAUACUGGAGAGAAGCCAUUUCACUGUGAAAUCUGUGGUAAAUCAUUCUCUCAAAGAAGUGCUUUAACUAAACACAAACUUCUUCAUACAGGAGAGACAUCAUAUUCCUGUAAUAUCUGUGGUAAAUCAUUUUCUGGUAAAAGUGCUCUAACUUAUCAUAAACGUCUUCAUAUAGGAGAGAAGUCAUUUCAGUGUGAUAUUUGUGGUAAAUCAUUCUCUCAAAGAAGUGCUUUAACUAAUCACAAACCUAUUCAUACAGGAAAGAAGCCAUAUUCCUGUAAUAUCUGUGGUAAAUUAUUUCCUGGUAAAAGUGCUCUAACUUAUCAUAAACGUAUUCAUACAGGAGAGUCACACUAUCAUUGUGAUAUCUGUGGUAAAUCAUUCACCGUGAGUUCUAACUUAACUGGACACAGACGUUUUCAUACAGGAGAAACACCAUAUUCUUGUGAUGUCUGUAAUAAAUCUUUCUCUACCAGUAGUAACCUAAUGACCCAUAAACGUAUCCAUACAGGAGAGAAGCUAUAUCCUUGUGAUAUCUGUGGUAGGUCAUUCACUCAACAUAGCAGCUUAACUUCUCACAAAUGUGUUCAUAAGGGGAAGAAGCAAUCCCACUAAUAUUUGCGCUAAAUCAUAAUCUCUAAGGGGUUACUGAAACCCUUUACCAUGCAGGUUAUUCUGUCGAAUGUGAUGUUUAUUUAUUCACAUUAUUUUCAAUUUGCCAUCCAAAGGUUUAGUAAAAUUCUAUCA